AUGUGCAUACACGAUGAUCAAAUUCGGAUGGAUCGUCGAUAUGACUGGGUUGGACCACCACAUCCAGUUUCAAAAAUUAGACCCAUAAAGCUACGUAGAGUCGAUAACGAGUCGGAUUUGGAGCGACAAUAUAGGGAGGCAAGGGAGGAGCUCAAUAGGUGGAAUUCCGCAUUUUGGGCCAAACAUAAUUCUCUGUUUGACACUAAGAAGGCGGAAUUUGUGGAGCAACGCAAGAAAGAACUUGGUCGGAUAGAACAGAUAUCUGCGAAUGAUUUGUCUGUUUUCUACAAGCAGUUUCUUGAUUCUCAAUACACUAGCAUGAUGGCGUAUAACAAAGCUCAUAAUUUAUCCGCAUUUUACAUAAUCCCUUGCAGUUAUAUGUAG
Molecule: messenger RNA, 384 nt
Organism: Angiostrongylus costaricensis
Lineage: Eukaryota; Metazoa; Nematoda; Chromadorea; Rhabditida; Metastrongylidae
Source: the annotation of a GenBank genome assembly